Messenger RNA from Eubalaena glacialis (North Atlantic right whale), 717 nucleotides. RefSeq names its product ribose-5-phosphate isomerase-like. Gene Ontology annotation, molecular function: ribose-5-phosphate isomerase activity. Gene Ontology annotation, biological process: pentose-phosphate shunt, non-oxidative branch; D-ribose metabolic process. The record is from RefSeq and is a predicted model, not a curated record. NCBI's taxonomy places the organism in Eukaryota, Metazoa, Chordata, Mammalia, Artiodactyla, Balaenidae. Gene Ontology annotation, cellular component: intracellular membrane-bounded organelle.
CUGGCCCCCUCCACGAUGUCCAAGGCCGAGGAGGCCAAGAAGCUGGCAGGCCGUGCGGCCGUGGAGAACCACUUGAGGAAUAACCAAGUGCUGGGAAUUGGGAGUGGUUCUACAACUCUCCAUGCUGUGCAGCGAAUAGCUGAAAGAGUGAAACAAGAGAAUCUGAAUCUCGUCUGUAUUCCCACUUCCGUCCAGGCCCGUCAGCUCAUCCUGCAGUAUGGCUUCACUCUCAGUGACUUGGACCGACAACCAGAGAUUGACCUUGCCAUCCAUGGUGCUGAUGAAGUAGAUGCUGAUCUCAAUCUCAUCAAGGGUGGUGGAGGCUGCCUGACCCAGGAGAAAACUGUGGCUGGCAAUGCCAGUCGCUUCAUCGUGAUUGCCGAUUUCAGGAAAGAUUCAAAGAACCUCGGGGAUCAAUGGCACCAGGGAAUCCCCAUCAAGGUCAUCCCGAUGCCUGUGAGCCGAGCUGUGACCCAGAAGUCUGGGGGUGCGAUUGAACUUCGAAUGGCUGUCAACAAGGCACGUCCUGUGGUGAUGGAUAAUGGGAAUUUUAUCCUGGACUGGGAGUUUGACCGGGUCCACAAAUGGAGUGAAGUGAACACAUCUAUCAAAACGAUCCCAGGCGUGGUGGACAUGGGCCUAUUCAUCAACAUGGCGGAGAGAGUCUACUUCGGGAUGCAGGACGGCUCGGUGAACAUGAGGGAGAAGCCUGUCUAA